Molecule: messenger RNA, 2072 nt
Organism: Diabrotica virgifera virgifera (western corn rootworm)
Lineage: Eukaryota; Metazoa; Arthropoda; Insecta; Coleoptera; Chrysomelidae
Product: optineurin-like
Exons: 7
Coding region: 316-1827 (503 amino acids)
Biological process (GO): regulation of canonical NF-kappaB signal transduction
Cellular component (GO): cytoplasm; nucleus
Molecular function (GO): K63-linked polyubiquitin modification-dependent protein binding
Source: RefSeq, a predicted model, not a curated record
GUUGUGACAGUAAUUAAAUAUUUGAUAAUGAUCAUUUUUGAUUAGCGUUCGAACAACCGGCCCUAAAAAACAAAGGAACAGACCUAUUAUGUGACACAUGACAGAAGCUCGAAACAAAUGACAAUCGAUGAAAAGCCCUAUGUUCAGACCGUUCAGACUGAAAACGUGAAAGUGAAAAUUUCAGUUUAUUAUUAUUAUUAUUGUUGGUCGUUAAGUAAGUUUAUCCAUCCAACGUUUACUUCGCUUAAUAGGCCUUUAUCGAUAUUAUUAAAUAGAAGUAGUUAAUUUACACUUCUCAACGUAAUUCAAAUCAGAAUGGCAAUUGCCACCAAUGUGGUUUUUAAAAUUCCCCAAGAGCCAUGCCCCUUAACUACCUUAGAAUCGGACGAAGAAUCUUUCGUUGUUUUGGGUCAGUCUAUUCCAGAUGCUAGCACUGAACUGUAUCCAGAACCGAUUGGAUUGUCCGUCAUAGCAGAAGCAAAAAGAUUAAUAAAUUUUGAGCUCGAAGCUAUCGACCAGGCGAAAAAUAAUGACGAAAAAAAGGGGUGUCUGGAAUCCAAUAAAGAUGUUUUUAAACUAAGUUCGUCUACAAUGGAUACAUCCGAAAAUUUUCCUAUGAUGGCAAAUAUAAACCGGGGUGUUGAAUUAUCUAGUGUUAUAAGUAUUGCUUCUUUUACACCUGACAUGUCAUCCGAAGAAGUUCAGAAAAAAAUUGCUCAUAUCAUAGACGAAAAUAUACGUCUGAAGGACACCGUACUGCAAAACAACCUGAGCUUGAAAUCUCAAUAUGAACGCAUCGUUGCUUGGCAAGAAGAUGUUCAAAAAGUUCAUCAAGCACACAAAGAUAAACUAUUAGAAGCUAAAGCGUUUAUUGAAACUUUAAAAAGAGAAAAGGACAGUUUGAAACGCGAAUUGACGAAAGAUAUUGAAUUCGGUGAUAGCCAAGCAUCUCAAAUUGAAGAAUUGAAGAAACGAUUAGAUGAAAAGGAUAAACAAAGAUAUGAUUACAGCAUCAAAGAAUCUCAGCUAAAAGAUCAAGAAAAGAAAAUUUCUAACCUGCAACUUCAGUUAAAUAAUAUGUCUAUUGAGAAAAAACAAGUUGAAGAACAAAAAAAUAUUGUUUGUAAAUUGCAAGCUCAUCUAAAUGACAUUAUUGAAGAACGCAACAGUGGCAAUAAACAAAUAGAGGAAUUACGUGCAGAGAUAUCUAUCAAAAGUCAGCGUGAAGAAUCUCUUCACAUGACUAUAACUUCCCUAAAAUCACAAAUGGAAGCUUCAGCAGAAGAAGUUAAUACACUCCGGACACAGUUAGGUGAGACCCAAAAUGCUUUAACUAGGAUGGAAGCGACAAGGAGUCGUGCGUAUUCACAAAUUCGUGAGUUGACAGAUGAAUUAUCUGAAGUUAGAAGUCAAUUAGAGUCGUUACAAUCACAAACUCAAGAAAGAUCCAGAGAUAGUGAAUUGGAUCACGAGGAGAUGAGUGUUCUAAAAAUGCAGAUGGAUGUAUAUAAAACAGAUUUCGAGGAAGAAAGGCGCGCUAGAGAGGUUAUGAAAGGCGAAAAAGAUCGACUUGAAGAAGACCUCCAAAACAUACAACGACGUAACCAACAGCUUCAAGAAGAAAUAGAGUUGCUCAGAAGAGAAGGGAAUAACUUUGUAAUCCCACCACGUACUUCUCCUCCAAGAGUAGAACAGAUUCGUCAACCGUCAGCUCCUUCUCCAUCAAGAAACGAAUUAUUAAGGUGUCCCAAGUGCAAUUUUGCUUUCAAUGAUCUUGUCCAUCUCGAAACGCACGUUUACCGAUGUUUGGAUAUGGAGCUUUCUUAAAUUAUAUGUAUACAGUAUAUGUUAUAUAUACAGGGUGCGCCAAACCUCUGGUUUUCUUUAAUUAGGGUUAAACUAUGAGACAUACAAAAAAAUGUUUAUAAAAGAAGUCAGAUUAAAUAAAUUAUUAAAAGACGUUUUUACUAAGCAACAACAUUUUUGUUUAAUUUAUUAAUAUUUUUUUGUAUUUUUACAACGGCAUCCGAUUUGGACGUCGAAACGUUAAUAAAAUCAUUUUUUUAGUAAAA